GAAACUCAGCGACAAUCGCCUUACAGGCACGAUACCUGCUGUAAUCACCGCGCUCACUAAUCUCCUAAGCCUCCACCUUGACAGCAACCAGCUGGCGGGAGAGCUUCCCUCCUUCCACCACAUGGCCCGUCUCACCUCGCUAGAAGCGCAACACAACUACCUCACAGCCACAGCAGACCAACUCUUUCUCAACGCUCAAGGCGAAGACGACCCUGCCGAAUAUUACAGCAUGUGUCUGUUCCACCACAACUGCCUUGAAGACAACUCAUUGUUCUGCUACAGUGACCAGGCUCACAGGCGUGACAGCGAGUGCCGCGCGUUCUGUGGGGCGCAGCCGCUCACCCCGCCGUGCAGCGGCCAUGGCGUGUGCUCCUCCUUCGUGCCUGACCUCUCUCACGAAAUGACUGCCUGCUGUGUUGAGGAGUAUCAGACUCCGCCACCCUAUUAUCAACCCAAGGGCCAGUGCGACUGUGAUGAGGGGUACACGCCAGGGACUGCAGCUGGCACGUGCGUCCCUCACGUGCCUGUGCGCCUGCUCCACCAAUUCCCUUCUCCUCUCCACACAUCACCUCCUCCCACUCCUCCAGCUCUCCUUAUCCCCACUGCCAGCACCAAUCCUGUCCCCUGCUCGUUCCACAACCCACCCUGUGAACCACCAGAAACUUCAGCCAUGGGAGUGGCUCUGGCUCUUCUCCAGCAGCCUCAGAAUCGCUUGCUGCUGCUGGUGGUGCUUCCUCUGGCAGUGCUCCAGCUGGCCUUCGCAUUGCCACUGCUUCUGAGGCGCAUCAAGCACCGCCACCCCACACGCUACUUGUAA
This is a messenger RNA of Closterium sp. Naga37s-1, 817 nucleotides long. The record is from the annotation of a GenBank genome assembly. Lineage: Eukaryota; Viridiplantae; Streptophyta; Zygnematophyceae; Desmidiales; Closteriaceae.